CGAGUAAACAAACGUUCCCUUCACGGGUUCCGUAGUUACCCGUAGCGUACUCAGUAAGCGUGCAAUGUUUUAAGACGUGUCAAAACGAUUAUAAAAUAAUGUUAAUCCAUCGUGAAUUAACUUUAUAACGGAGCCAGUGGUAAACCGGAUACUCUCCGGUAGAAUGAACAUUUGUUCUCCUACUAGUGAUGUGUAUUGAGGCUAAUAGACGUUAGCCGUGGUGACUUUGUGAGACCGUCCUUAGCCAACACAUAUUUGGUAUAACUGAUGUCUAUCUUUUGAAAGGUACAAUGUUGGCAACGCUGUCAAGAGUUAAAAGCCCUCGAUUUCUUUCUCCGGAAAUACUUUUAGGAUACAUAUUAGGACAAGAAGUCGGAAGAAAAACGGUUACCUUGUUAAGUCACAGUUUACCAGUAUCUGCAGCAUGGAGGCAAAAAGUCACCGCUGGCACCAGAGAUGUCAGCACCACCUGCACGCUGUGCGCCAAAGUCAGAGGAAACCCGAAGAAGAAAGAGCUGUCUGAAAAGAAGCUGACCCGUCAUUUUGUAGACCAUCGCCGUGUGAAGCUGAUUGCUGGCUCUGGUGGUAAAGGAGUCUCCAGCUUUCACAGCGAGCCGCGAAAAGAGUGGGGUGGACCAGAUGGAGGGAAUGGAGGAGAUGGGGGAAGCAUCAUUAUGAAGGCGGACAAAUUUGUCAAAUCAUUGGCGCAAGUAUUUCCAAUUUACAAGGGAGAAGAUGGGCAAGCAGGUGGCAGCAAGAACUGUUAUGGCAAGAAUGGCAGUGCAAACUAUAUUUCUGUACCUGUGGGCACAGUGGUGAAGGAAGAGGGAGAGGCAGUGGCCGACCUUUCUGAGCACCGCCAGGAGUAUCUGGCUGUAUUUGGGGGGGCCGGUGGGAAGGGAAAUCGGUUCUUUCUUUCCAAUGAGAAUCGUGCACCAAUGAAAGCAACCCCAGGAGUGAUGGGCCAGGAGAGGGUCCUUCAGCUAGAGCUCCGCACCAUGGCUCAUGCUGGACUGGUGGGAUUUCCUAAUGCUGGAAAAUCAUCAUUGCUGAGAGCCAUCUCCAAUGCCAGGCCUGCUGUGGCUGCUUACCCUUUUACAACACUCAACCCACAUGUAGGAAUUGUCAAUUACAGGGAUCAUGAACAAGUUGCAGUUGCUGACAUCCCAGGCAUCAUUCAAGGAGCCCAUCUGAAUCGAGGCCUUGGCAUUUCUUUUCUGCGCCACAUAGAGCGCUGUCGUUUCCUUCUCUAUGUUCUGGACCUGUCUUCCCCAGAGCCAUGGACUCAGCUUGUGCACUUGCGUUAUGAACUGGACCAGUAUGAGCCUGGUCUGUCCCUGCGUCCUCAGGUCAUCAUAGCCAAUAAAAUGGACCUUCCUGAGGCCCGGGAGAAGCUUGAGAUUCUAAAGAGCCACGUCACCCAGCGGGUCAUCCCUGUGUCGGCUCUCACAGGACAAAACACGGAGGAGCUCAUUCUCCACCUCAGAGAGCUGUAUGACGGAUAUCUCCAAGGAGAAGGUAGUGGGGAAGAUAAACCCACAAGAUGGUAGUCAAAAUUUGUUUGUCUGAUAUAUUGAUGACAUAUAUUUAUACUUGACAUGGAAUGUUUUUAAAUUGCGUAAUAAACACAAAACAUAAUUCAA
Molecule: messenger RNA, 1643 nt
Organism: Eleginops maclovinus (Patagonian blennie)
Lineage: Eukaryota; Metazoa; Chordata; Actinopteri; Perciformes; Eleginopidae
Gene: mtg2
Product: mitochondrial ribosome-associated GTPase 2
Exons: 6
Coding region: 291-1550 (419 amino acids)
Cellular component (GO): mitochondrion
Molecular function (GO): magnesium ion binding; GTPase activity; GTP binding
Source: RefSeq, a predicted model, not a curated record